UGCAAAGUUGAGUUGCAUUAGAGCGCGCGCAGCAGUGUGGGUUGGCUCGUUAGGUUGUUUGAUAUAAGAAGCAAUACAAGCGGAGGUUUGUGAAUUCGCUGUCUGUGUUGGAUUGCAAUGAAAAAUAUGACUCUGAGGCGACUGAAGCAGUUAAGCCGCAAGGAAGAGGAGUACGGGAGCGUCCUGGACCGGGAUGUGUAUAGUGGGGAGAAGAAUGAGAUUUACCAAUCCACUUCAGAGACCUACAAAACCCUAGAUUCGUACAAAAACACCUCCGACGUUUACAACUAUAAAACGCUGGCUUACUCAGGAGGAACGCUGCCCAGGAAUCACAAGAAGGGGGCGUCCCUGAAGUGGAAAUCUCUGACUAACUCGCCCGCGCAGCAGAGGAAAAUUAUUAUCCUGGAGAAGGAAGACCAUGAAACAUUUGGCUUUGAAAUCCAGACAUAUGGCCUGCACCACCAGAAUGAAAACUCACUGGAGAUGUGCACGUUUGUGUGCAAGGUGCAUGACCACAGCCCUGCCCAUACAGGAGGACUCAGAGUUGGAGACACCAUUGCCAGCGUGAACGAAGCCAGCGUGGAGGGUUACAAGCACAAGGAGAUGGUGGAGCUCAUCCGAUCAGCUGGAAACUACAUCAGUAUCCUUGUUCUCAGGCUGGAAACUGUGUACGGUGACUCUAUCAGGAAAGCUGAACUGGAGACCAGACUACAGUACUUGAAGCAAACCCUUCAUGAGAAGUGGGAAGAGUACAGGUCCUUAAUGGUGCAGGAACAGAGACUCGUUCACGGGAUCGUUCUGAAUGACCCUGCCAUGUAUGAAACGCUGGAGUCAGUGAGAGCCUGCAUCUACGGCACCAGCAGUGGAACCAAACCCAUCCCGUCCCCGAGUCCAGCCUCCCAUCGGCAGCUCUACUCCACCGGGAGGGAGCCCCUGCAGCACCCCGUCCCAUCCCAGAGUCCAGCCUCCCAUCAGCAGCGCUACUCCACGAGAAGCCCCUGCAGCUCGACCAGCCGCGUGAGGAGCUGCACAGUAGAGAGCAAGGACCCGCUGUAUCAGACCUGCUUCUUCGAGGAGGGCGUCCACGACUCCGCGGGGGACAAGGGGAAGCAGCCAGGCGUCCCAUGUAGACAGGGUCUGAGCGAUCUGUUCAGCACGACCAGGAGCAGCCUGAGCAGGAGCGCCAGCACCAGGAGCUACCAGACGCGAUCCUGGGACAAAACCAGCAGCGGCAGCAACAGCAGCCAGAGUAAUUACGGCUCCCUGCCACGCAAAAAAAAGCAGAAAAGCUUCCGCAGCGCACUCUUAAAAUUCAUCCCGGGACUGAAUCGCUCUCUGGAAGAGGAAGAAAGCAAGUUUUAGCUUUUUUUUUUUUUUUUUUUUUUUUUUUUU
This is a messenger RNA of Polyodon spathula (Mississippi paddlefish), 1392 nucleotides long. It is a transcript of the gene tamalin, whose product is annotated as trafficking regulator and scaffold protein tamalin. Lineage: Eukaryota; Metazoa; Chordata; Actinopteri; Acipenseriformes; Polyodontidae. The record is from RefSeq and is a predicted model, not a curated record. The transcript is spliced from 8 exons. The coding region runs from base 118 to 1362 and encodes 414 amino acids. Gene Ontology annotation, molecular function: protein binding.